CAGUCACCCCAGUCACCCUCUUCUUUGGUCAUGUGAGCGUGCAUGGAAUGGAAUGGAGUUGAAGCAAAGCAAAGCAAAAAGAAACGAAACGUCAGUCAGUUGCUCGCGUGAUGCAUCCAUAUCGUCAUCUUUGAACUGAACUAUCAACACCCGACCUUAUAAUGAAUGUUGAGGAUUUGUACUGGUUUUCAUUUAUCCUGAUUACCCUGGUGGGAUUUUAUACCUUCAAACUGCUCACCAAAAAUCGCAGCUUCUUCAGCAUACGGGGAGUGCCGCACGAAAAACCUCACCUCCUCUAUGGGAACCAGAACGAUACGAGCGGCAAACUUUCGGCCCUGGAGCACGUGCACAGCUUUUAUAAAAAGUUUGCCGAUCACAAGCUUUUCGGUUUCCAUCAGUAUCAAUCGCCAGUAUUCUACAUCCGUGAUCCCGACCUGAUUGGUAAACUGUGGGACGAAAAACACGACCACUUUGAGAACCAUGGUUACUUUUUAGACCAAAGUAAAGACGCUAUCUUGGGUAAUCAGUUGCAUUUACUCAAGGGUGAGAAAUGGAAACGCAUGAGAGGCACUUUAAGCCCAACGUUAGACAAAUCUAGUGUUGGAAAGAUGCACUCAUUGGUGCAAUCUAAUGUUAACCAUUUUUUGGACUAUCUCGGCUCGCUCGCGGUUGGAGUCGAAUAUGACUUUAAGCCGAUAAUUUUUCAGCACGUUUUUAACGUUUAUACUUCCAGUUCCUCAGGAUUGAAAAUAGAUUCUUUCCACGAUGAUUCCUACAUGUGUAGGGAAAUAAGCACAAACAUCUUGUACGGAAACGUCGCUUCGCAAACUUUGAAAACCUUUUUAUUUUACUUGUUUCCGUCGAUUAUGAAAAAGAUGAAUGUUCAACUAAUGAGUGAAGCACAAACUAAAUUUCUAUUAAAAAUGCUGAGAAAAAGUACUGAAGAACAAGAUUCUGACAGAUCAGAUUUUCUCACUCAACUCAUCACGGCUUCUUCUGAUAAAAACUGGAAUCAUGAAGAGUUGAUCGCACAGCUGUUAACGUUCUACGGAAUCGGAUACGAUAAAAUGGUCAAUUUGCUAUGCUUCUGUGUGGCUGAACUCGCCAUUAAUCAGUCUGUUCAGCAAAAGCUGCUGGAUGAGACCAAAAGUUUCAGUAAAGGUAACAUUCCACUAACCUACGAUAGCGUUAACAAAAUGCCAUAUUUGGAAAUGGUUGUGCAAGAGACCCUGCGCAAAUGGCCUGUAUCGCCUUCGUUGGAUCGAACGUGUUCAAAAGAUUACCAGCUGAUUGAUGGUGACCUAAAGGUUCAAUUUAGGCGUGGUGAUACAGUAAUGGUAUCAGUUUGGGCUUUACAUAGAGACGAGCAACUUUUCCCCAACCCUGACGAGUUCAAUCCAGAACGUUUCGAUGAAUCAGUAAAAGCCAACAUAAGACCAAACACGUUUAUACCCUUCGGAAUUGGUCCUAGAAAUUGUAUAGGAAUGCAUUUUGCACUUUUUGCGGUCAAGUUAACUCUGGUGGAAUUAGUACGAAAGUUUGAACUUAUCCCUGGUUCAAAGAUGGCACAACCAAUCCGCCUUGCUAAAACGGCAGCUUCGUUAGAACCGGAAGGUGGUUUCUGGAUACAGUUCAAUAAACGUGAAGCUAGAAGCUAGUCCAAUGAAAAAAAGUAAAAUAGUUCCGUGCGAGUUGAUAAGCAUGAGUUCAAUAAUAUUUAGUUUCAAACAUGUUUUUUUUUUAUUGAAAAUCCUUGUGCAAUUUUUUAGUUUAGUUUUAUGAUGAAAAGUGAAUGUGGUGUGAUUCCGGAAUAAAGUAUUACCGUGCGUACGGAUCAAAAUACAAAUCAGAGUACCGCAAAGUUACCUACCGUUAGGCUUAGCAGAAUCAAAUAUAGAAAAGCAAACCAUACCCAAUUUUUAUUUCAAAAUCG
This is a messenger RNA of Uranotaenia lowii, 1933 nucleotides long. RefSeq names its product probable cytochrome P450 9f2. The record is from RefSeq and is a predicted model, not a curated record. The transcript is spliced from 4 exons. The coding region runs from base 162 to 1658 and encodes 498 amino acids. Gene Ontology annotation, molecular function: heme binding; oxidoreductase activity, acting on paired donors, with incorporation or reduction of molecular oxygen; monooxygenase activity. Lineage: Eukaryota; Metazoa; Arthropoda; Insecta; Diptera; Culicidae.